AUGCCAUCAGAUAACAAGAACGAAUCAAGCUUAUCAUUCGAUUUAGUAGGAUCUGUUAUAGCAAGUACAGUACUAGCAUCAGCCACUUCAACCACUCUAAAUGCCACAUCUCAAAGUCAUCCAACCCAAUCUUCCCCAAAUCAAGCAUCGAUCAAUUCAAAUGAUAAAGAAUCAUUAAGUUUACAAACCACUACAACCAAUUUCAAGAACUUUGUUUCAAAGAGUGGUCCGAUCUUUUGGUUUCAAGAUCGGGUCGAAGAUAUCUUGACUUGGAAAGACGCUUUACGAACUACUUUUUGGGCUUGUUUAUGGGCUUGGUUAUGUAUCAAUCCUAUUUUCUUUAUUCUUCUUCCGAAUCUUGCGAUCAUUGCCAUCUUGCUUUCUGCAUACCCGAAUUCAAAUGAAAUCGAUUCCAAAGAAGCUGUUAUCAAUUUGAAUGAACAACAUGAUCCUUUACCAACAAACGAACCUAAGGAAGGUUCUGUCGAUUACCUUUCUAAUAUGCAAAACAUUCAAAUCAUGAUGGGAAGGAUUUCAUUAGCAUCAGAUUUAGUCAAAUCACAAAUCGUACCUUAUUUAAAUUGGUCAAAUCCUCAUUACUCUUUAUCUCUCCUACACCUAUCUUUAAUCACCUCAAUCCUUUUCUUUUUCAUGGGUCCCUACAUACCAUGGCGUUGGGUAUUACUAGGAAUAGGAGAAUCGAUGUUCUUUGCACAACAUCCAACUUUACAAAGAUUUAUGAUUUAUUUAACACCAUUACUUCCGACUCGAAGAUCCAUGACAGUGGUAGAAAGAGUGAUUGCGAAUGACGCUUUACCUGAUCAUGUCAUCGAUUCACCUGCUAUACGGGUUGUGGUGUGUUGUGAACAUCAAAGGUAUGGUGGCACAGGUCCAGGUUGGAGUGAUAGUUUUCUAGAACAGAAUACCGAUCCUAGAGCUUGGAUGGUAGAACUUCCAGAUCAUGUUCUUCAACCCACUGCAGGUCUUUGGGCCGUUCAACCUCCUGAUGGGUUUCAAUGGAUUCCUACGGAAGGAUGGCAUAUUGAUCAUACUAGCUCGAAUCUAGAUCAACAUGGUUGGAAUCUCGUUAAUGGUACUGCAUCUUUAGGUCCUUCACUAAGACGUAGGAGAUGGUUAAGAAGAGCAUAUCAACUUUCAAUGAAAUGA
This is a messenger RNA of Melampsora larici-populina 98AG31, 1167 nucleotides long. RefSeq lists its product as uncharacterized. Gene Ontology annotation, cellular component: peroxisomal membrane. The transcript is spliced from 6 exons. NCBI's taxonomy places the organism in Eukaryota, Fungi, Basidiomycota, Pucciniomycetes, Pucciniales, Melampsoraceae. The record is from RefSeq and is a predicted model, not a curated record. Gene Ontology annotation, biological process: peroxisome organization. Bases 1 to 1167 code for a protein of 388 amino acids.